Sclerotinia borealis F-4128 is the source of this 1698-nucleotide messenger RNA. The record is from the annotation of a GenBank genome assembly. Lineage: Eukaryota; Fungi; Ascomycota; Leotiomycetes; Helotiales; Sclerotiniaceae.
AUGUCAACUGAAAGUCCAAACCAAAUAGUAUCCCGACGUAGGAGAUGUGGACCCAAAGUGAAGACGGGUUGCCAAACUUGCAAGAUACGUCGAAUAAAGUGUGAUGAAGCCAAGCCUUCAUGUGAAAGAUGUGUUUCUACUAGACGACGCUGUGAUGGUUAUGCUGUAGACCUCAAAAGAUUGAGCCCGGAAGUACAAAGCGCAUUGGACAUCCAGCGACUACCCACAUUUUUACCAGGUACUGUGGACGAGCGACGAGGGUUUCAAUACUUUGUUUCUAACACAGCAACUGAGCUCAGUGGAUAUUUCGAUCCAUCCUUUUGGGAACAUCUCAUAUUGCAAGCAAGCAUUGCGGAUCCAUCUCUACGGCAUGCUAUCAUAGGACUCGGCACUCUUCAUGAAGAUUUCUCAAACCGAAGGCUGGAUCUUGCUACGAAAUGUGAUGCUGCUAGAUCAGGAUUCGGGUUCGCGACAAGCCAAUAUACCAAAGCCAUCUCACAUCUUAGACGAUCUUUAGCGGCCGGCAAACAAAAGCCGCUCACAGCUUUGAUGUCUUGUAUUCUCUUCGUUUGCUUCGAUUCGUUACGAGGCCACUUUUCGAGCGCCAUAAUGCAUUUACAGAGCGGCCUGAAGAUUCUGCAUGAUAAUCGGUUACGAAACAACUCCCAAGACGAGGAUAUGAUUGAGGAAAUAAUUGCACCUAUGUUCAUGAGACUUUGCAUACAAGCUAUCUUGUACAUCGAUACUAGAACAAUCCCAGAACGUAUGGCUUUCGCAAGAGUAAUAUCGACUACCAGUAGUCGAGAAAACAUUAUUCCAAGAGAAUUCAAAAACUUGGACGUAGCAAGAAGGAGUCUACUUCAAGCAUCCGAUAGCCUUUUCCGAGGAGGUUACUUAUGGGAUGGCAAUCUCCCUGCUGCAUGCCAACCAAGUGGGGCUAUGGAUUUAUAUGUACAAUCUCGUUCACAAUUGGACGCUUGGAAAGAUUCUUUCGAGAACUUCAUGAGAAGCCAAAGUCACACUUUCGACAGUAAACAGUUGAGAGGUGCCGCACUGUGUAAGAUUCAUUAUACAACUGUGCACAUUAUGGCUAGGGUCACGGAGCCAGACCUAAACGACACUCGAAGCAUUAAACAUUCUAACAAUGAUCCCAAAAAGUCUUCCGUAUUCGAGCUGGAAUUCCAAAUGGUCGUCAAUCUCGCAAGAUCUUUGAUAAACGCCGCUGAGGAGGAUUCGAAGGCGGGAAAAUCUUCCUUGACAUUCUCAACUGACUUGGGAUUAAUUGCUCCUUUAUACUAUACAUGCGUCAAAUCACCCAACGAAACAACUCGUCGCCAAGCAUUAGAACUUCUACUGCGGUGCCCGAGAAAAGAGGGAAUGUGGGAUAGUUCAUCAACGAUCAAUCUCGUACAAGGAUACUGGAAUCUCGAACAGCAAUUGGUUUAUCAGCCUUCAGAAGCAUACCCGGUCUCAAAGUUCAUACAGAUGAGUGAGGUCGUGAACCUGAUUCUGAAUGAAGAUAUGCGAUGGGAAUGGAAAGUUUCCGGAAAGCCGAGGAUAGACCCCCUACAAUCCAUAGGUGGGGAUGAUAUGUCGAACUUGGAGAACUUGGACUGGUUACCAGCGGAAUCGAUGGAUGAUAUAAGUCAGUUCGAUAUGGCUGCAAAAUGUCCCGUCUUGGGCUUUGCUUGGCCAUAA